GCCUGUACACGAUUUUACUAAAUCUUAAACCUGUCCGGUUCGGCGUAUGAAAACUUUAGUUUUUUUGUUGCUGCAGUGUAGUUUUGGAUUCAUGAGAAUACCUUGUACUCUGGGAUAGAGGCUGGAACCCUGUUUUGAAGAAGCGAUUUAGGAGAUUUGAGAUUUGAGGUUUAAGCGCUAAUUAAACGUCAAAGAGGAGAAACGAGUCUCAGCGAAGAGGUCAAGUGAGGUCAAGUGAGGUCAAGUGAGGUCAAGUGAGGUUAAGUGAGGUUAAGUGAGAAGUGGAGCACUCGGUUCACUUCACUGAGGCCAGGGGGCAGAACCUCCUACAUCAGGAUCCAAUGCAGGUCACCAAAAGAAACGUGGAGGACCGCCGGAAAGAAAUGGAGGAUCGCAGGAAGUCCACCUACAGCCAAGUCGACCAGUAUGCCCCGAUAUCGUCCUCUCGAGACAUUCUGAACCGGGUAGCCGUGCUAGCCCUCCUACUCUUCACCUUGAUGGGCUAUCUCUGUAUUGGUUCUGUGUGCUUCUCUGCUCUGGAGUACGACACCGAGCAGCAGAGAUGGCAGGAGGGCAAGGAUAAGUUAGAGGGUUUUGUUCGGGAAAUUCUGGAACCUUCUAAAAACUUCUCGGAGUAUUCUGAAGAUCUGACAGUCUUGGUCAGAGCACUCGCUGACGAAGCUAACCCCUACAUAUAUGAGGGACGUAAAGAAGCGUGGAGUUUUACAGGAGGGUUGUAUGUCUCCGUUAGCACCGUCACUACUAUAGGUUACGGUAACAUCUACCCUGUAACGACAGGAGGCCAAGUGUUCCUCCUGGUAUUUGCUCUGAUUGGAAUACCACUAUGUUUCCUUUUCAUAGCUUAUCUGGGCGCUCUACUGGCUCAAUCUGUGGAAUACGUCUUCAACUUCCCUUUACGGGACAGGAACAAGAAGAGGAUAAUGAUAGCGGUGUUGUUGUCCAGUGCUGGGCUAGUCCUCAUCGAACUCAUCAUAUUCAGUUUGUGGAUCAAAUAUGGUCUGGACAAGGAGAUGACUUACUGGGACUCGUUUUAUUUUGCGUUUGUGAGUUUUACAACUAUUGGCUUUGGUAAUCACGGAUUCUACAAUGGGGACAAUGCCAACAUCGCCAAGGUGUGUUUCACCCUGCUGAUAGUCAUACUCUGUCUCGCUCCCCUGGCCCUCUACAUCAACCUCAUCGUCAGGGACGUCAUCACUGCUGCUUCUCCCAUCUUGGAGAAGAUCGGGGUUACUGAACAUGCUGAUCCUGAGCAAGAGAUGAUCUCACAAACAAAAGAGUUCAAAGGUGAACCGUAUGGAGCGGCCGAAGAGCGAGCAAGCUAACCCCAGUACCUCACUAGUCAACCUUAGUGUUUACCACGUGUUUACACGUGUUUACCACGUGUUUUAGGUUUUGUUGAUUGACGCCUAAUCAGGAAAAAGGUUAGGGACACGACUUACUUCGUCCCCUGUAUUUAAAUUUGUAUGCCCGAGAUAUUGCUUGUGAAGAAUGUACUGGCAGAUUAGAAAUGAAGCUUGGGUACGGCUUUUGAGCGGAUGUUGCCUAUUUGUUUAGAAUGAUUUCGGAAAUUUACCGCAAUAAUUUGGUUGAGGAGUAUAUGAAAUGGCAUAUUGCUGACAAGAAUAAUUUUUAACUGUGUAUGAAGCCCAGCAAUUCAGUUGAACUGAAUUUAGUCAAUCACAGAAAAAUAAAAUCAAGACUCAAUUAGUCAUACAUUAUAAUGCACAAUUAAAAUGAAUGGGUGCGAGAAUAUCUUGAUGUUGACUUUAUUGCUGCCGUUACCAAGUUUUAGAACCCAAAAACCGCUUAAAAGCUAUAAAUUAAAAUAGAGGGUUAAUUUCAAACCAUUUCAAUGGCUUCGCUUGGAAAGAAAAAUGAAUUCCGCCUUUAAAACGAUGCUACGUACCUAUUUUUUAUGUGACGAACAUGUUGGGGGUAGUUUAUAUGUCAGUUUACAAUUAAUUUAAUCGCGAUCAUAUUUUGAUACUUUCGUUAAAGUUUAACACUUAUGACAGUAGAUUUAUUUUCAUUUCUUUUUCAAUAAUCUUUGUUUUUCUUGUAACAAUAUGGCCAUUCGUGAGAGAAGUUGUAGUCAAUUUAGCGGACUAAAUGUGGUGGGAUUUUCAUAAAGUGGUCAUUUGUCCACUCAAAAUUUUAUUUAUCCGAUGGAUCAAACGUAAAUUAUGUGCUUAAUAUGGUUAUCGUGAUAGAUUUCUGAAUUUAAGAUAUUUGUUUAGUUUUUGAACUCUUGAAUUUAACUUUUCAUUUGAAAAUGUUAGUACUUUCGAAGAUUGAAGUUUCGUGAAAUUCUUUCGAUUGUUUUUAUGAAAGUCAAACUUUUAACGUGUAAAUUUAAUUGUAAAUGUAAAUGAAGUUGAAAUUUUCUUCAAUAAUUC
Molecule: messenger RNA, 2417 nt
Organism: Bolinopsis microptera
Lineage: Eukaryota; Metazoa; Ctenophora; Tentaculata; Lobata; Bolinopsidae
Product: potassium channel subfamily K member 15-like
Exons: 10
Coding region: 342-1343 (333 amino acids)
Biological process (GO): stabilization of membrane potential; potassium ion transmembrane transport
Cellular component (GO): plasma membrane
Molecular function (GO): outward rectifier potassium channel activity; potassium ion leak channel activity
Source: RefSeq, a predicted model, not a curated record